Messenger RNA from Alosa alosa (allis shad), 985 nucleotides. Its product is annotated as transcription factor HES-5-like. NCBI's taxonomy places the organism in Eukaryota, Metazoa, Chordata, Actinopteri, Clupeiformes, Clupeidae. Gene Ontology annotation, biological process: anterior/posterior pattern specification; regulation of neurogenesis; regulation of transcription by RNA polymerase II. The transcript is spliced from 2 exons. Gene Ontology annotation, molecular function: DNA-binding transcription factor activity, RNA polymerase II-specific; protein dimerization activity; RNA polymerase II cis-regulatory region sequence-specific DNA binding. The record is from RefSeq and is a predicted model, not a curated record. Gene Ontology annotation, cellular component: nucleus. The coding region runs from base 65 to 532 and encodes 155 amino acids.
CCUUCCUCUGAGGAGAACACCUCUCUCUCUCUCUCUCGCUCUUGCUCUCUUGCUAUCUACAAGAAUGGCUCCCAUCAUCAGCAUGGACUUUGCCAACCCAAAGCUUUCCAACAAGGAAAAGCAUAAACUGAGAAAACCAGUUGUGGAGAAGAUGCGCAGAGAUCGCAUCAACAGCAGCAUUGAGCAGCUCAAGGCCAUGCUGGAGAAGGAGUUCCACAAGCAGGACCCCAACACUAAGCUGGAGAAAGCUGACAUCCUGGAGAUGACGGUGGCCUUCAUGAAGCAGCAGCUGCAGUCCCAAAGCUCGGCCCCCCAGCAGGCCCACAGCGACGGCUACUCCCAGUGCUGGAGGGAGACCCUGCACUUCCUCUCCAUCAACUCCAAGGUGGACACCAGCCUCCUGCGUCUCAGCCAGUCCAGUCCACCUCGGGCUGCCAGAGACUUACCGCUAUCUCCUGUCACUCCGAAACUGAACCAGAUGUCACUGAAGCAGGGCGCUGUCACACAGAAGCCAGUCUGGAGACCCUGGUAGACAAAAACUCAUUCAGACUCUCAUGUGAACCUGAUGGAUGUUGCGUACCAUCAUGGUGUAGGAAAUGUAUAUUUCCAAAUGUUUAACGUAUCUACUUCUGUUCAUGUUGAAUUAGAAUAAGAAGUUGUGUGUUGAUGUUUCUCUUAAAGAGAAGCUAAAUGCUUAAUUGUCACUUCAUGUUGAAGUAUUUCUUUUUGAAAAUAAUGGAUUUGCCGUGCAUUUAAUUUAAAAUGCAACUAAAUAUCCAUAGCCUAUUUUGUAUCAUGUGUUUUCAUGUUGAAGAUCAUGUUGACAAUUGAAUUGUUACUCAGAAUCAGAGUCUCGUGUACAGUUCCCUUGAACCUUGAUUAUAUUUGAUCAUUUUGUGUGGACUAUAAAGGUGUCCCUCUUUCAUUUUAUACCACAAUGGUAUUAAGCAUUUUAGACACUGUGUGUCUGCAUUUGCCACUUAAU